This is a messenger RNA of Trichomonas vaginalis G3, 810 nucleotides long. RefSeq lists its product as uncharacterized. The coding region runs from base 1 to 810 and encodes 269 amino acids. The record is from RefSeq and is a predicted model, not a curated record. The transcript has a single exon. Lineage: Eukaryota; Parabasalia; Trichomonadida; Trichomonadidae.
AUGAACUCAGAUCUUCCUCAACCAACUCAGAUCUCUCUCAACCAACUCAAAUCUCCCUCAACCAACUCAUAUGAACUCAGAUCUCCCUCAAUUAACUCACAUCUCCUUCAACCAACUCAUCAGAACUCAGAUCUCACUCAUCAGAACUCAGAUCUCCCUCAACCAAUUCAGAUCUCCUUCAACCAACUCAGAUCUCUCUCAACCAACUCAAAUCUCCCUCAACCAACUCAUCAGAACUCAGAUCCCUCAACCAACUCAGAUCUCCCUCAUCCAACUCAUCAGAACUCAGAUCUCCCUCAACCAACUCAGAUCUCACUCAACCAAUUCAGAUCUCCCUCAACCAACUCAGAUCUCCCUCAACCAACUCAUAUGAACUCAGAUCUCACUCAUCAGAACUCAGAUCUCCCUCAACCAACUCACAUCUCCCUCAACCAACUCAUCAGAACUCAGAUCUUCCUCAACCAACUCAUCAGAACUCAGAUCCCUCAACCAACUCAGAUCUCCCUCAUCCAACUCAUCAGAACUCAGAUCUCCCUCAACCAACUCAGAUCUCACUCAACCAACUCAGAUCUCCCUCAACCAACUCAUAUGAACUCAGAUCUCACUCAUCAGAACUCAGAUCUCCCUCAACCAACUCACAUCUCCCUCAACCAACUCAUCAGAACUCAGAUCUUCCUCAACCAACUCAGAUCUCCCUCAACCAACUCAUCAGAACUCAGAUCCCUCAACCAACUCAUUACCAAAUCAGAUCCCAGUCCAUCUCCCACAACCUACUCAGAUCUUCCUCAUUCCAACUCAUUACCAAAUUAG